AUGUUCUGGCUACAUAAGGUUGUCUGUAUUUUCGUCCUGGUUGAGUGGUCUGUCCAGGAUUAUCCAUUUAAAAACAUUAACCUAUCCUGGGAUGCUCGUGUGGAUGAUUUGGUGGGCAGGCUGACCUUAGAUGAGAUGACGUUACAGAUGGCUAAAGGUGGCGCUGGUAUAAAUGGACCGGCUCCGGCAAUACCCAGACUAGGCAUCGGGCCAUAUCAAUGGAACACUGAAUGCUUACAUGGAGAUGUCAGUCAAAAUGCCACGACUUCAUACCCCCAGUCUAUUGGACUAGCUGCUACAUGGAGUCCUGUACUUCUGUAUAGAAUGGCUGAAGCAACAGCAACUGAGGUCAGAGCUGUCCACAAUGCUAAUAUUCAGAAACAUAGCUAUACUGACCAUACAGGGUUAAGUUGUUUCGCACCAGUCAUAAACAUUAUGAGAGAUCCAAGAUGGGGUAGAAAUCAGGAAACGUAUGGAGAAGAUCCAUAUCUUAGUGGAAUGUUAUCAACAUCUUAUGUUAAUGGACUCCAAGGAGAUCACCCAAGAUAUGUGAGAGCUACAGCUGGGUGUAAACAUUUUGAUGUUCAUGGUGGUCCAGAAAAUAUACCCGUGUCCAGAUUCAGCUUCAACUCAGUGGUAUCUACGAGAGAUUGGAGAACAACAUUCCUGCCAGCUUUCAGAUAUUGUGUAGAAGCAGGAACCUUUAGUGUUAUGUGCAGCUAUAACAGUAUCAAUGGUGUACCAUCAUGUGCAAACAAAAUGCUACUAAUUGAUAUUCUACGUAACGAAUGGGGGUUCAAAGGUUAUGUUGUCAGUGACGAUGCUGCUAUAGAAAAUAUUAUAUACCAGCAUCAUUAUGUCAACAACUCUGUAGAUGCAGCGGCGGCCUCGGUAAACGCUGGAUGUAAUUUAGAAUUAGUAGGACCUAAGAAAACAAAUGAAGUUUUUAUGUCCAUUACUGACGCCGUCAAACAGGGUAAAUUAUCAGAGGAUUUAGUAAGAGAAAGAGUGAAACCUCUAUUCCAUACCAGAAUGAGAUUAGGAGAAUUUGAUCCACCAGAGAUGAAUCCUUAUAACUACAUUAAUACAUCUGUUAUAGAAGAACAAAGUCAUAUAAACCUCGCUUUUGAAGCAGCUUUGAAAUCUUUUGUUUUAUUAAAAAAUGAUGGUCUGUUGCCUUUAAAACAAACUACAUUUAACAGUAUAGCUAUUGUCGGGCCGUUUGCUGAUGCGGGUUAUCUGUUAGGUGGUGAUUACAGUGCUAACUCGGAUCCAAAAUUUAUUUCCACACCACGGCAAGGAUUAUCAUCACUUGGUACCAAGGCGAACUAUGCCAGUGGAUGUAAAGACACAAAAUGUUCUACCUAUGAUUCAAGUUCUAUACAAACAGCAGUUCAAGGCGUUGAAAUUGUUUUCGUAUGUCUGGGAUUAGGUGCGUUAUAA
Patella vulgata (common limpet) is the source of this 1443-nucleotide messenger RNA. RefSeq lists its product as uncharacterized. The record is from RefSeq and is a predicted model, not a curated record. The transcript is spliced from 7 exons. Gene Ontology annotation, molecular function: xylan 1,4-beta-xylosidase activity; alpha-L-arabinofuranosidase activity. Gene Ontology annotation, cellular component: plant-type cell wall. The coding region runs from base 1 to 1443 and encodes 480 amino acids. Lineage: Eukaryota; Metazoa; Mollusca; Gastropoda; Patellidae. Gene Ontology annotation, biological process: xylan catabolic process; arabinan catabolic process.